AUGUACGUCUGGGAAGGAGUUUCGGUCGAAUUCCCUGAUGAAUUAAAAGGUAUAGAACUCGAAAUGGGUAUCGACGAAGCUGGAAGAGGACCUGCUCUUGGUCCUAUGGUUUAUUCAGGCGCAAUUGCACCAAAUAAAUAUGAAUGGCCAAAAGAUGUUGAUGAUUCAAAGAAAUUAACAGCAGAACAACGUGAAGAAAUCUUUGACGAAAUCAAAAAAUUACCAGUUGGCUUCGCAGUAAGAGUAAUUUCUGCAGAAGAAAUUUCAGCCAAACAAACAGCAUUAGUAAACCCACCAAUUUCGCUUAAUACAGUGAGCCAUCAUGCAGCAAGAGAUCUUGUCCAAGCUUUCUUGGAUAAAGGUCUUAAUAUCAAAGCAUUAUACGUCGAUACAGUUGGAAUUGCCGAAUCAUAUCAGGAUUGGCUACAAGAUAAGUUCCCGAACAUUAAAGUUACAGUCAGAGCAAAGGCAGAUGCAACAUAUAAAGUCGUUGGAGCAGCAUCUAUCUGCGCCAAGGUUACAAGAGAUCGCUUAUUAGCUGAUUUUAAGUUUGAAGAACCAGGAUUAGAGAUUUCACAUGAUUGGGGCUCUGGAUAUCCAUCAGAUCCGAAAACAUCGAAUUGGCUUGAAACAAACUUUGAUCCUGUAUUUGGCUAUCCAUCUGUAGCACGUUUUGAUUGGAAACCAAUCAAAAUGAUGUUUGAAAACAAUAAAAUGACUGCAGAUUUUGAACUUCCUGAUCCUCACAUUCUAGAUUCACCAUUCUUUGCUACUCGUGGACUUAAGCAAUUUCAUGCUUCAUCAAAAUAG
Molecule: messenger RNA, 810 nt
Organism: Trichomonas vaginalis G3
Lineage: Eukaryota; Parabasalia; Trichomonadida; Trichomonadidae
Product: RNA-DNA hybrid ribonuclease protein
Exons: 1
Coding region: 1-810 (269 amino acids)
Biological process (GO): mismatch repair; DNA replication, removal of RNA primer
Cellular component (GO): ribonuclease H2 complex
Molecular function (GO): RNA binding; RNA-DNA hybrid ribonuclease activity
Source: RefSeq, a predicted model, not a curated record